AUGAACAAGCCGCUACGGUUAGCGUGCGAUGCAUUUGCUUAUGGGGUCGGAGCUGUGAUCUCCCACAUUUGUGACAACGGAGAGGAGCGUCCCAUUGCAUACGCGUCACGAACUCUAUCGGCGAGUGAAAAGAAUUACGCUCAGGUGAAGAAGGAAGCGUUGGGUCUGGUGUUUGGUGUCCGGAAGUUUCACAAGUAUUUGUAUGGGCGUCAGUUCACCCUGGUGACGGAUCACCAGCCGGCCGAACAUCAUGCCAAUGCAGACGCGUUUUCGCGGUUGCCUGUCAAAAGUGACGGGAAGUCGGAGGAAUUGAAGGUCUACCACUUCACUCAGUUGAAUGACUUACCAGUAACAUCUGAGGACGUUGCGAAGGGGACGAGACGUGAUGUAGUGCUGUCGAAGGUACUUGACUAUACACUGCGAGGUCGGCCUAAUUAUGUGUCAGAUCGCGACCUGCAACCAUUUCAUCAGCGCAGGAAUGAACUGUCUACUGAGCAGGGUUGUGUGUUGUGGGGUUUGCAUAUAAUCAUCCCACAAGCCUCUCGAGAGCGUAUUCUGGCCCAACUACAUGAACAGCAUGUUGGAAUGAGCCGGAUGAAAUCUCUAGCCCGGAGUUAUCUGUGGUGGCCUGGCCUUGAUAAAGACAUCGAAACAGUGGUCAGUGCCUGUAAUGCAUGUCAGGCUACGAGGAAAAUGCCCCCGGUGGCACCCCUUCACUCCUGGUCAUGGCCUACUCGUGUUUGGCAGCGUGUCCACAUAGACUUUGCGGAGAAAGACAAGAGAUACUUUCUUGUGGUUGUGGACAGUCACAGUGGGUUGAGGUGA
This is a messenger RNA of Ylistrum balloti, 825 nucleotides long. RefSeq lists its product as uncharacterized. NCBI's taxonomy places the organism in Eukaryota, Metazoa, Mollusca, Bivalvia, Pectinida, Pectinidae. The record is from RefSeq and is a predicted model, not a curated record. The transcript is spliced from 2 exons. The coding region runs from base 1 to 825 and encodes 274 amino acids.